This is a messenger RNA of Paralichthys olivaceus (Japanese flounder), 7536 nucleotides long. RefSeq names its product unconventional myosin-Va. Gene Ontology annotation, biological process: vesicle transport along actin filament; actin filament organization. Gene Ontology annotation, molecular function: microfilament motor activity; ATP binding; actin filament binding. NCBI's taxonomy places the organism in Eukaryota, Metazoa, Chordata, Actinopteri, Pleuronectiformes, Paralichthyidae. The record is from RefSeq and is a predicted model, not a curated record. Gene Ontology annotation, cellular component: myosin complex; vesicle; actin cytoskeleton.
AUGGCAACACUGGAGCUAUACAGUAAGAGGGCAAGUGUGUGGAUUCCUGAUCCAGAUGCAGUCUGGGUGUCAGCCCAACUCCUCCAGGAUUACGUUCCUGGAGAGAAACAUCUACUGCUGCAGCUCUCUAAUGGAAAGGAGAUGCAUUACCCAGUGGGUUCUCCUGCUGAUCUCCCACCGUUGGGGAACCCUGACAUCUUGGAAGGGGAAAACGAUCUCACGGCUCUCAGCUUCCUCCAUGAGCCGGCUGUCCUGCACAACCUGCGGGUUCGAUUCCUGGACUACAGCAGCAUCUACACGUACUGUGGUAUUGUUUUAGUGGCCAUCAAUCCCUAUGACCAGCUCCACAUCUAUGGAGAGGAGGUGAUCGAUGCUUACAGUGGUCAGGACAUGGCCGACAUGGAACCUCACAUCUUUUCAGUGGCAGAGGAGGCCUACCGCACCAUGACCAGGGAGGAGAAAAACCAGUCGAUCAUCAUCAGUGGGGAGUCAGGAUCAGGAAAAACGGUCUCAGCCAAAUUCACCAUGAGAUACUUUGCUGUGGUCGGAGGAGCAGCCCAGCAGACCAGUGUGGAGGAGAGAGUCUUAGCUUCUAACCCCAUCAUGGAGUCCAUUGGGAAUGCUAAAACCACUCGAAAUGACAACAGCAGUCGUUUUGGGAAAUACAUCGAGAUCGGCUUUGGCAGGAAGGGCGAAAUCAUUGGUGCUAAAAUGAGGACGUAUCUACUGGAGAAGUCACGGGUUGUCUUCCAGGCUUCUUCGGAGAGGAACUACCACAUCUUCUACCAGCUGUGUGCCUCCAGACAGCUGCCUGAAAUGAGAUCCCUCAAACUGGAUGCACCUGAGAAUUUCUGCUACACCAACCAGGGAGGAGAGAUGCAGAUUCCUGGUGCUGAUGAUGCAUCAGACCUGGAGCGCACUCGCAAUGCUUUCACCAUCCUGGGUGUGCAGCCUGACCAACAGAUGGAGCUCUUCAGGAUCCUCUCAGCUAUUCUACACCUGGGAAAUGUCAACAUCCAAUCCAGUGGGAGAAAUUCUGAUAAGAGUUAUAUAGAUGGAGAUGAACGCUCCCUGGCCGUCUUCUCCAAGCUACUUGGGGUUGAGGGACCUCAGAUGGCUCACUGGCUGUGUCAUCGCAGGCUGGCUGUGGGGGGAGAGAUGCUGGUUAAACCCAGGUCUGGGCAGCAGGCCGUAGAGGCCAGAGAUGCUCUGGCUAAACACAUCUAUGGCCAGUUGUUCACAUGGACCGUCCAGAGACUUAACUCUGCCCUGCGCACCCAGAGGGGACAGACCAGAUCAUUCAUAGGGGUACUAGAUAUCUAUGGGUUUGAGACCUUUGAUCGGAACAGUUUUGAGCAGUUCUGUAUAAAUUAUGCAAACGAGAAGCUCCAGCAGCAGUUUAACAGGCACGUGUUCCACUUGGAGCAGGAGGAGUAUGUCCGGGAGGAGCUGGCCUGGAGCAAGAUUGAAUUCAGUGACAAUCAGCAGUGCAUCAACCUCGUCGAGGGACAACUGGGCCUGUUCGAUCUGUUAGAUGAGGAGUGCAGGAUGCCUAAAGGCUCAGACGAGAGCUGGGUGCAGAAGCUGUACGACCAACACAUGACCAGCAAGCCCCACCCUCACUUCCAGAAACCCCGCAUGUCAAACAGCGCCUUCAUCGUUCUGCACUUUGCUGACAUGGUGCAGUAUGAAUGUGAAGGAUUUUUAAACAAGAAUCGAGACACAGUCUAUGAGGAGCUCGUUAAUAUUAUGAAAGCGAGUCAGUCUGAGCUUGUGGCCGAGUUGUUUCAGCAGCAGGAGAACUUGUCCCCUGUGGCCAAUGGGAGUGUUCGCUCAGGGAAAAGAGCGACAAGAGAGCACAGACUGACUGUGGGCUUCCAGUUCCGUCAGUCCCUACAGAUGCUGAUGGACACCCUCAACAGCACCACCCCUCACUACGUCCGCUGCAUCAAACCCAACGACCUCAAAGAGCCUUUCAUGUUUGACCCCAAGAGGACAGUGCAACAGCUGAGAGCCUGUGGAGUCCUGGAGACCAUUCGUAUCAGUGCUGCAGGUUUUCCAUCCAGAUGGACGUACGAGGAGUUCUUCAGCAGGUACCGCGUUCUUCUUCGAGGGCCUCAGAGUCUGGAGCAGGCCCAAGCCUCGUGUCGAAGGACUCUGCCUCAGAUCAUCUCAGACCCGGACCAGUACUGCUUCGGGAAGACCAAGGUAUUUUUCAGGGCGGGUCAGGUGGCACUCCUUGAGAAGCUGAGGGCCGAGAGGCUGCGUGAGGCUGCUGUGGUCAUCCAGAGCCGGGUUAGAGGAUGGCUCUCACGGAUCAGAUUCACCAGGGUCCUCUGGGCAACUGUCACCAUCCAGAGAUACAGCAGAGGAGCUCUGGCCAGACGACUGGCCCAGACCCUGCGCUACACCAAGGCUGCUGUAGUGAUCCAGAAGACCUACCGCAUGGUGGUGGUCCGACAGCUGUUCCUCAUGAUCCGCCAGGCCACUGUCACCAUCCAGGCCUUCACCAGGGGCACACUGGCACGCCGCACAUACAGACAGUUGGUUGCAGAACGUGCCGCUGUGUUGCUCCAGGCAAGAGUGCGUGGGUGGCUGGCGAGGCGGGCGUACAGGCGAGUGCGUGAGGCGGUGGUGUUCAUGCAGUGCUGCGCGCGCCGCAGGGCUGCCAGGAGAGAGCUGCUGAAACUGAAGACCGAGGCCCGCUCUGUGGAGAAGUACCGAGAGCUCAACAAGGGCAUGGAGGUCAAACUGAUGCAGCUGCAGCUACGAGCCGACCAGGAGGCCAGAAAGAGUGCUGCUCUGAGAGAGACCCUGCAUGCAGAGCGAGAGGCCGCCACUGCUGAGCUGGAGGCUCUGAGGGUGGUCAUACAGAGGCUGGAGACCCAGAAACACGAGAGGCCUCCGCCCUGCUCAGACAUCAGUGAGAAGAAGGUGGAGCAGAGGAGGAGAGCCGAGGACAAAGCUGCUCAGGAGAUCCUGCAGCUCACACAAGAGUUGCAAACGCUGCAGAGAGAAAAAGAGGAUUUUAUCAAAGAGAGAGAAGAACUCUCUGCUCGCUUACUUGAACAAGAAAAAGCUCAAGAAGAGUGUGUCCAUCAGGCUGUGUCCCAGGCGAGUGAGGCUCUGAGGGUGGAGCUGGAUGAAGAGAGGAGAAAGUACCAGGGCCUCCUGAGAGAGUUCACCCGACUGGAGCAGAGAUACGACAACCUCAGAGAGAUGAGUCUGCUCACUGAGCGCACCAGUGGCCACAGGAGGACAGACUCCACCCAGAGUCUGAGCUUUGAACCUCCCUCACCCACCCGACUGUCACCCCAGCCCCUCACCCCUCUCUCCCUGUCACCGCCUGCCUUCCCCUCUACUGAAGAUGUGCGCUGGGUCGUUGGGACGUCUCCCCGCCUGGAGAGGACACUCUCUGCGUGUAGCUCAGAAACACAGAUGGACUGGUUGAUGGAGAAGAUGGACGUGGCCAAAGACCCGGUGGUGAAGAUGAGGGGAGAGGACCUGGCACACGCCUACGACGCCGUACGAGUGGCCAACAAGUUCCUGGAGAGUCAGCUGCGUAACCAACGCAGUCAGUGGGAGGAGGAGCUGGAGGCUCUGAGGCGUCAAGCAUCCUCUGCUUCGUCCUCUGCUGCACAGCCACAGGAGCUGCAGGAGCUGCUGGAGGCCAGAGAGCAAGAGUGUGUGAGACUGAGGAGAGAGCUGAAGGAGCUGAGAAACACUGCGUCACUCAGACGACUCCUCACUCAAGUUCUUCCGUCAGCUUUGACCGCAGAGAUCUCGUCCUGUCCUUCUCAACCGAAGGCAGCAGCCGUCACUGGUCUGCUGGAGUGUAGGAAGAGAGACGAAACAAAGCUCAUGAAGAACCUGAUCACAGACAUCCGUGUGGACACUGCCCUGUCUCUGCCCCCCGGUCUCCCUGCCAGCGUGCUUUUCCUGUGUGUCCGCCAGGCCGACUGCAGCAGGGACCAGACUCCCGCUCGCUCGCUCUGUAGCGCUGCUGUCACUGCUGUGAAGGCAGCUCUGAAGAAACAUAACAACAAUAUAGACAUGACAGCUCUGUGGCUGAAGAACGUUUGUGUGUUGCACGACCUGCUGACCCAGCACUCCACAAAACAGUCCCUUGAUUCAGCUGACCGGGUUCCACUGACGAACAACCUAAGCAACAUGACUCAUGCCCUGAGCGACCUCUGUAUCCAGGCCUAUCAGCAGCUCCUCUCCAUCACUGAGACACGCCUGCAGAACAUCAUAGUCCCCGCCAUGCUGGAGUCUGAGACCAUCCCCGGUCUCUCUGGCUCAGCUGUGAAGUUGGGAGCAUCCAGGAAGCGAGCCGGCUCGGACCCCAGGACUGUAGCAGGUGUUGCUCCCACCAUGGCGUCUGUGCUGAGGGAGCUGGGAGCCCUUCACACCGCAAUGACCCAUCAGGCUCUGCCCGCACCGCUGAUGGAACAGGCCUUUCACCAGCUCACAUACCUCAUCUCUGCCUCCGCUCUGAACUGCCUGCUGCUGCGGAAGGACAUAUGCUCCUGGAAUCGGGGCAUGCAAAUACGAUACAAUGUGAGCCUGUUGGAGGAGUGGCUGCGUAGCCGUAAUCUGCAGGCAGGGGGCGCUGUGGCCACGCUGGAGCCUCUGAUCCAAGCAGUUCAGCUUCUGCAGACUGGGAAAAAAAGUGAGGCGGAGGCACGGGCCCUCGUUCAGACCUGCAGUGCACUGUCCAGCCAGCAGAUAGUGAAGAUUCUGACCCUCUACACUCCUCACAGUGACCUGGAAGAAAGGGUCACACUGAAUUUCAUCCGUACCGUCCAGGGGCUUCUGAAAGGCCGCUCUGACUCUCAGCCUCCGCUGCUCUUACUGGAUGUGAGACGAGUGUUUCCUGUCACUUUCCCGUACUCGCCUCCCACCAGCCUCCACGCUGAGCAGUUAGUCAUCCCAGACACCCUCAAGAUUUCCUUUCUACGCAGAGUCUAGAAAACAGGACGUCUGGCCUCUUUGGUUCAGUGUCACUGCCUACAUAUUGGAUUUAGUGAAAUUAAUCACUUUUAACAGGGUGUGUUGUGAAUUUAAUUCCUCUUCCAUUUUUAUUUUCAGGGACCUACAUUUGUUCAAUUAACCUGUUAAUUAUCAGUGGAUGCCACACAGGGUCAGUGGUCACCUCAGCUAAUUAACCGGUGUUUAAAAUGGCAUGAAUGCUAAUAGGGACAAGGAAGAAAAAGUUUAUUUUAAUGGAUAAAUUCCAAAUGAAGCAUCUAUUUAUUCAGAAAAAGAAAAGUGGAGCUACAUCUUUACAAACAAGCAAUGAACUGAAGCUUUUUUUUCAUCUUUUAUUGGAAGCAGAAACACAGUGGGACAUCAGCCCCAAUCAACCCCCAAUAAGAACAACCAGAAUAUUAAAAAAAAAAAAUUAGAAACAUCUCGUGUAUAAAAAAAUUCCCAUGCGAGUACUUUGUACCACUACACAUCAUCAGUAAUAUUUAUAUAUUCACAACCAUUUGAAAAAUAGAAAACAAGAAGGAAAUAUUACAAAAUAAAGGAGACAACGAUUGGCAAUUAACAUCAAAUAAUUAAUGCGUGCUGGCACAGUAAUAUUUUUUUCCUUUUUGUUUUAUUGUUCCUAUCAUGCACCAUUUCUGGAAGUACAGGAACCGGCAUGGCGGCGCAGGUGCCCUUCUUGUGUGGCCGCCGCCCCUCUGGACAGAACAGGACAGAUCAUGCAUGUCUGUCGACUUUGUGUCUGUGCUUUUUGUUGUGCUUUUACAUUUAUCCUCCAUUAACAUCUGUGUCUCAUGCCAGCCCGAUUACACCAGAGCCUCCUCCACUAAAGUAUCAUUGUCAACAGCAAUAAAUAAAGAUUUAUUUUCGUGGCAUUUCCUGCUAUGUGGCGGUUGUUUACCUGUUAUGUAAAGUUUUUAAAAGAAUGUGCAGAUGUUCCCUUCCAGGAAAAGUCCUUGUACACACCAACACUCUUUAGAUUCAGUUCCUCACUUCUUCCUUUUUGCAGCAGUUUAACAAGCUCAUUAUCAGAUUUGUACAUAUUGUUUCAUCAUCUUAUCCUGUGUGUACGCAGUCUUAAUAUAACUCUUAAUAACAGCUACAUUUCCCGAAUGGGCACCUUCUCUCACGCAAGCACGCACGCACACAGACACACACAGACAUCAUUUCCCAACUGCCCAUUCACCCAGAGUAAAAUUCAAGUCUACAAAAGAGCAGCAAACUUCACUUCACAUAGUCUGAGUCCUGUGUCUGUUACUCUGUUAAACACCGACAUCGAUCUUUCUCUGUUCCAGAUUAUUCUAAUCUGCGCUGAGACGCUGUACAAACAAGUGGCAGCUCUGAUCAGCUCGACUAUACCCGCUAUAUCCGGCCUGUUACAAUAUAGACAGCGUUUACAACAUAUCAGACAAACGCUUGUGCUGAUAUAAUCAGAAUAAUAAUCCACAAUGUAAACAUUAUAAGACUUUUUCAUAAAUGACUCAUCUACAUAGAUUUGUAUAUUAGAUUUAAAUGCAUAGAGUUCAGUUAUUACACCUUGUUCAAAAAAGAAGGGCGUCUUUUAAAUUAUUAAUUUAUCGUCAAGCGCUCUGUUUGGGAGAGGCACUCGUCAGGGGCGAUGUAACAAAGAGGCAGGAAGAGAACAACGAAACAUACAACCUGUCGUUUUUACACGUUGACCCUGAUCAUCAUUUCCUCAUUCGGAUGCUGUUUUUAAAAUCACUACAAGCAUAUAAACCUUAAACAGGCAAAUCAUUUUUUUUUUUUUUUUAAUGGGGCAUUCACUGAAAAUAGAAGUGACAUGCUGGACAGUCAAUGGCCAUUUCACUACAAUUAUUUCCACAUGACGAUGAUGUAAUUUUAUAAACAAUCACUGAUGGACAAGCUCAGUAUAAACGUGUUGUAAUUGGUGCAGCGACGACCUUGUGCUUCUGAAAUCUCCAUGCUUCUCUCUCUCCACUGAUUAGAGCAACAGAUUGAACCGUAGGCCCUCUUUUUAAGUGUAGGGACCAGACCCUGGUGUGGUCUGGAUCUACAGCCCUUUAGCAGAGGUCUGACUUCUAUAUCAGGGAAUAGGGUUGCAGCACCUGUGGCAGUAUCUUUAGGGAAUGAUGGGUAGUAGGAUCAUUAACGAUUGUGCUCUCCCUGGGGGGCAGGCGGUGUCAUUUUCUAACCCACGGGAGGUUGCUUCUGAAAAAUAAGGUCUCAGGGAACUUGUUUUUAUCAUCUCUUACGCGCUGAUUUUGAUUUGGUAGAGUUUCUCACCUCUCACACACCCAGUUUAGAGCCGUCUCGUUGUGGAAUGUUUACAGUAACACAAAGAAGAUGGAAUAACCAUCAGAAUAUAAAGGUUUUAUAAUCCCUAAAGUCCAAUAAUCUCGUCAUAAUCAAGCAAGAGUAUGAAGAAAACACUCCUCUGUGUGAUGCUCUUUGUUUGUGAUGGCUUUGUGAUUACAUCUGCAGGUAACAGGCAACACGAGCGGCUACAUGAGGUCGACAUUAGAAUUUACUACAAAUGCAGAUCACACGCACACGCACACGCAC